CAGCUGGGGAAACUAUAUAGAAGCUGCAGUUUGUGAUCUACCCAGUUCAGGACUGUUCUCUGGAGAGAGAGAGAGAGAGAGAGAGAGAGAGAGAGAGAGAGAGGCAAUGUUUUGCCUGAGUCCUGCUUGAAAGUUUGCAGUUCAGAUCAGCCGAACACCUGAAAACUCUCCUGGGGUUGCCUGCUGCUUCAAGAAUGAAUGAGCUCAAAAUAGCAGUUUUGGGCAGCGAAGGAACGGGAAAAUCUGCCCUUACUGUGCGCUUUCUCACCAAACGUUUCAUUGGAGAGUACUCCUCAGACUCCGAACGUAUCUAUAUACUAAACAUAUUGAAGCGUGCUUUGUUGAUGGGAAGCAACGACACCUUUGAAAAUAUAAGCACCCUCUGUUCGCUUUCGCCUCGGCAAGGGAAGCUGUCCCUGACAGAUGAGCUCCAUUGGGCUGAUGGGUUUGUCCUUGUGUACGACAUCAGUGACAGAACCUCCUUUGCUUUCGCCAAAGCACUGCUAUACAGAAUACGAGAAUGCCACGCCAUGUCUUCCAAAAGAACUUCAGAGUCCACUGUGGUUUUGGUUGGCAACAAGCAAGACUUGUGCCAUAUAAGAGAAGUCAGCUGGGAUGAAGGGCAGAAGUUGGCACUGGAUUGCAAAUGCCAAUUCUGUGAACUGUCUGCAGCAGAACAUAGUCAAGAAGUGGUGGCCACGUUCACAAAACUGCUGAAGAACAUCAUCUCGAACUCCAAAGGGAAGGAGAGGCGACGGCCCAGCGGGUCAAAAUCUAUGGCCAAGUUGAUCAAUACCAUGUUUGGGAAGAGGAGGAAGUCUGUUUAGGUAGAAAGUCCAGGAUUCCCAGUCUGUGCAGAAGACAUAUAGUAAAAGAAGGUCUGAGAUGUAUUGGUGACCAUUCUCAUGUACUGGGUUUUUAAAGCACUCCGCUUGAAGGGACAUUAUGGGAGACUAUGGAGUGGUUGACCCGUGUGUUCAUCACUUGAAGUCUCAUCACUUGAUGGCUCUCAGGGAAAUGUAUGAGCUGUCACCAUUGAAAGGUGCUGUGUGUGAGCUGACAUCCAAUGAUUCAAAAAUUCCAGCUGGGUAAAUUAACAUGUCCAGACUGGUUCACAUCACUUCAGGCUACCAUCCGUGACACGUGAUCAAGCUAUGGCUAUUGCUCAAUAAGGCUGCAAUCCUACAGACUCCUUCCUGGGAAUGAGUGAUUUACCUCUGAGUAGGCAUGCCUAAGAUUGCACUGUUGCUCUCAUUGGAAGCAACGAGCCUUAGAUUAAUUGCAACGAACCAUUGCUGAAGCAGAUCCCGCAGAAGAGAAAGCAGUCCUUCAGCAAAGAUGUUGUGCACUUUGUCACAGCGUAUACAAGAUCCCAAAUCUUUGGGGUCCUUCUCAGUCUGCUUUUAAUCAGCUGUCAUUUAAGAAAGUGGCCCCAUGAAUUUUAUCCCAUGUAUACAGUCCAUUUUCUCCUCUGUAUACCGUUUGUAAAAUCUCUGGGGCAAUGGCUUUUUGUGCCUGUUUAGGCCCCUUCCGCACAUGCAGAAUAAUGCACUUUCAAUCCACUUUCAAUGCACUUUGCAGCUGGAUUUUACUGUGCUGAAUAGCAAAAUCCGCUUGCAAACAAUUGUGAAAGUGGACUGAAAGUGCAUUAUUUUGCAUGUGCGGAAGGGACCUUAAUAGCGCCAUAUUGCCUAAUUCCAUGAAAAGCUCUAUAUUACCUGCAAUAAUUUGUUUCCUUUGAAACUAUUUCAGUGCCUUUUAUACAUUAGAGUGAUGUAGGACCAAAGGAGGUUUUGGCAAAUCUGGCUUUGCACGAAAUAAAAUGAACUCUGCAACUGAUGAGGCUUAAUGACUUAAGGCUGCAGUUCUAUGCAAAUAUGUGAACAAUCCCAGUCAAGCGUACUGGCGGAAGGGUGAGUGGCACAAAAUUGAACAGUGACCCAAGUGGUCCCCGGUUCAACUAUUGCCUCUGCCACAAACUCACUGGGUUGUGUCAGGCAAGCUAACCUUUCUUGUUUUUAGCCUCCCACCUUCUGCAAUGUAAUACUGCCCUACCUGAUGGGGCAGUUGUAAGGUAUGGGGUUAAACCAUGUAUGUGAAUCACAGGAAGUGUAUUUAUGUGAAAAUGUUAAAUUUUUAUAAAAUGGUACUAAUCGCUUUGGGAGCAUGUUUGUAAAUAAAGAAGGUAACGUUUGAAUG
Messenger RNA from Sphaerodactylus townsendi, 2199 nucleotides. It is a transcript of the gene RERGL, whose product is annotated as RERG like. Lineage: Eukaryota; Metazoa; Chordata; Lepidosauria; Squamata; Sphaerodactylidae. Bases 195 to 827 code for a protein of 210 amino acids. The record is from RefSeq and is a predicted model, not a curated record. Gene Ontology annotation, molecular function: GTP binding; GTPase activity. The transcript is spliced from 5 exons.